Iphiclides podalirius (scarce swallowtail) is the source of this 3228-nucleotide messenger RNA. The record is from the annotation of a GenBank genome assembly. NCBI's taxonomy places the organism in Eukaryota, Metazoa, Arthropoda, Insecta, Lepidoptera, Papilionidae.
AUGAUAGAAUGUGAUUGUUGUCGUGAAUGGUUUCACGGGAGUUGCGUUGAUGUAAAAAUUUACCACUCCGAUGAUAUAGACAAGUACCACUGCCCAAAAUGUGCCCAAACUUAUGGACCUUCUGUGUUGAAAAUCCCCACAAACAAUCACAGAGCGGAUCGUUACGAGUUGAGUGCAGAGACCCGACCAUCACAGGUUGGUUCACCGGCAUGGGUGAGAGCAUUAGCAGCACGACCAUUGCGUCCAGCGUCUGCUGCACUACAGAGAAUGAGGGGACACCAGUUUACAGAGGAGUUCAUAAAAGACAAUGGGUUUACACGUCCAGUGGUUUUCCAUACACCUGAGGGUCUGGACAUCAAAGUGCCUAAUCCGGCCACAUUCACUGUUAGGUCAGUGCUAAGGUUCUGCGGCGCACAGUUAGAGGUUGAAGUGAUUGAUGUUCGCAAACAAACAACUAUGCGUAUGCCCUUGGGUGAUUUUGUGGAUUACUUUGAGACACCACCUGAACACCGGGAUGAGAAAGUUCUUAAUGUGCUGAGUUUGGAGUUUUCAGAGACCAACCUGGCGCCGCUGGUGGAGCCGCCGGCGGUGGCGCGCGCGCUGGAUUGGGCGCGGCGCGUGUGGCCCUGCGCCGAGGAGCGGCCGCCGCGGCCCUGCGUGCAGCGCUACUGCCUCAUGUCCGCGGCGGGCUCCUACACCGAUUUCCACAUCGACUUCGGCGGCACCAGCGUCUGGUACCACGUGCUCCACGGCCGCAAGAUAUUCUACCUCAUACCUCCGACAUCAACCAAUCUUGCUCUGUAUCAGCAAUGGACCCCAGCAAAUCAUCAAAAUGAGCGUUUUUUUGGUGAUGCGGUGGAGUGGUACGGCACGGCUGAGGUUUGUGCCGGUGAGACCCUAUUCAUCCCAGCGGGCUGGAUCCAUGCGGUACUGACGCCCUGUGACUCUCUAGUCUUCGGCGGCAACUUCUUGCACUCCUACGCGGUCGAGAUGCAGUUGCAGAUCUACGAAAUCGAGAGUCGUGUAGAACCACCGCUUUGUUCCAGAUCAUAUGAAAUCGAGGGCAGAGCGGACACUCCGACUAUGCUCAGAUAUCCGCUGUUUGAAACCAUGCAUUGGUACGCUGGGGCACACUUUCUCUCAAUGCUCAGGAGACACAAUGAGGAGUCCCUGGACGAGGAGUUCACCCCCAACGAGCUGGGUGCGGUGGGGUCGGUGGGUGGUGGUGGGGCGGCGCCACCAGCGCUGCUGCUGCGCGGGGCCCGCAUCCUGGCUGCGGCGCUCAAGGAGUGGCACGCCCUCAAAGCGACGGAUGCCGCGAAACGGGACAACGUGCCAAAGUGCCUCAACUCCGGUCAGCUGGUGCGGGAACUGUCCAAAGAGCUGCGGACCCUGGAGAAGAGGACUAUGAGCGCUAGCAAGGACAAGGACUUCAAGCCGAAAAACCACUCUCCCAACAAGAGCAGCAAGAAGCAGUCGGCCGCUAAGAAGUCUCUAAAGCUGACCCUGCCCAAGCCCAUAAUGCACAUGGGCGACGAGUGCGCGGACGAAAAGGGCCCAACGCACGACAGGCCCGUCGCCGACAAACUCGUCGCCGACAAACUCAUCGCAUACGCUUACGAAGAGCUGCCCUACCACGAGGCGGAUGCUUAUGUGGAGAGGCUGGACAAGAAGACCCUGCGGCUCAAAAUGAGCAACUCACCAUGUUCGUCUCGAGAAGAGGCGCCACCUCCGUACUCCUUACCGGAGCACUCUAUCCUCAAAUCGCACCUGAUCCGGGCUGACCGGACCACUCUGAAGCCCCUGCACCAGUGGACAAUAUCAAAGAAGGACAUCGGCGACUACCACGAGGAGCAGAUACUCUUCACCAACGAGAACAUCCAGACAAACAUGAGAAUCGAGGGUCAGGAUCUGAACUACGGGCCUGGCAUGUACUCUGCGGAGGACAUCCAGCAGGACUACCAGUACUCUGAGGGGGCGAAGCCCGGCUCUUACCAGCCCGAGUUCGCGUACCAGCCGGAGCUCCCGUACUCGGAGUACCACCGAUACGACGACGCGGUCACCAUACCGGUUCAUCAGGCCGCGACGUACAGCACGGCUACUGAGCACACAGGCGGUUACGUCAGCGCCGUGGUGGAGGCUCCCAGCCACCACCACCACGAGCCGCACCACUCCCACCACGAUAACCCGCUGCCCUCAUACGACGCGGCAAUCGCGCAUCAGUACGCGGCCACCACCACCUAUGUGGCGGAGGCGCCGAAGCCGAGCGGCAGCCCCGCCCCCUUGGCGGCGGCGGGCGCCGGCGGGGGGGCGGUGCGCCGCUCCGAGCGGGCCGUGCGCCGCCGCGUCUCCAGCACCUACGACUACGAGGACGGGGACCUGUUCAUCGACGACGCGCCGGCGCCGCGCCGCCGCCGCCCGCCGCCCCGCCCCCGCGCCCCAGCCGCCGCCCCCCCCCGCCCCAGCCGGCCGCACCGCCCCUCGCGGCGCAGCACGCCCCGCCCCUCGCGCACGAUUAAACCUUUUCCAGCAGUUACCAACAACACCACAACAAACAGCUACAGGCAGACGAGGCCGGCACCAACUAAUGGAAUUGAAUCUCUUAUACAAGCCUCUGUCUUGGCCGAGGAAGAACAACCCGUCGAUUCAACUGAGGAUGCUGCAGUUGCUGGAAUGCUGAGCAUAAGUGAGAGGUACACCGCCCCAUCCAGAACAUUUGGUUUGGCCGCUGACACUCCUCACAGACCAGCAACCAGCAGGCAUGAGAGCAGCACAGGUCAUGCGAGCAAACGGGUCCGGAAGUCAACUGUGGCAGUGAGCAGUGCUGACGAGGACUUUGCCGAUGAAGAGGACAUCAUCAAGGAGGUGCACAGGGAUGAGGAAUAUGUGUACCCGUCGCUGGAGAUGAGCUCGGACGAGGACGAGGAGUGGACGGCGUCGCGGCGGAGGCGCCACUCGCGGGCCAGGAACGACUCCAAGACCAGGAGUGACAAGGACGAGGCGUGGUCGCCGCGGGCGCGCGUGGGCCGCGUGGCGCCGCGGCUGCGCGGGCCCCCGCGGCCCGCCGUGCGCCGCGAGUGCGUGCGCGCCGCGCUGCUGGCCGCCGCCCACGCCCACGCCCACCCCCCCCCCCCCCCCCCCGCCGCCCCGCCCACGCCCACGCCCACGCCAGCGCCCACGCGCACGCGCCCUCGCACCCCGCCGCCCAGGUACGACCAGCGUUUCGAC